CAAUCUAUUUAUACAUCCGAAGACAGAACCAAGUAUUCAAUUCACCAAGUAGAGUAAAUAAAGCAAAUCCAAACCUGAAUCUGAGCAUCUAUAACAUUUUUUCAGAAGCUUCAAAUUUUAGUUUUCCAGACACGAGAAAUGGUUUUGUUCAGAGGUCUCUUGGGUGCAAAGAAGAUCAUUGGCGUUUCUGUAGCGGUUACAAGCAAACAGACCGUUUCAGCGCCAAAGGGGUUUCUUGCAGUGUACGUUGGUGAAGACCAGAUCCAGAAGAAGAGAUAUGUGGUGCCAAUCUCAUAUUUAAACCAGCCUUCGUUUCAAGCUCUUCUCAGCAAAUCCGAAGAAGAGUUUGGAUUUGAUCAUCCAAUGGGUGGCUUAACGAUCCCUUGUCCUGAAGAUACCUUCAUUAGUGUGACGUCAAGGUUUCAAUGAUGAUGUUCCAAAAGAAGAAAAAACUAACGUUAGUUAGAGAUAUAAUCAUACAAUGUAAAUAUGUUAACGUUUAACAAUGUGAAAGAGUUAAAUAAUGUGAAUAGUUUCAGAAUGUUUUUUUCUCCCAAGUUAAAUGAAUGUGCAACCAAAACACAAACCAUGAAAAGCUAACGAGCCUUCAAUUUUUUUU
Molecule: messenger RNA, 619 nt
Organism: Brassica napus (rape)
Lineage: Eukaryota; Viridiplantae; Streptophyta; Magnoliopsida; Brassicales; Brassicaceae
Product: auxin-responsive protein SAUR21-like
Exons: 1
Coding region: 139-429 (96 amino acids)
Biological process (GO): response to auxin
Source: RefSeq, a predicted model, not a curated record